GGUGCGAUGUUUUCUGACAAUCGUCAAACUCAAAACAAAACGCUCCACUUUUUAGCUUCUCUCGAUUUGUACUGUUUGUUAGGAAGUUUUUAAUGCUCCAGGAAGUGUGUGAACUACCUAAUUUGAGAGUGUACAAUUAUACACGAUGCCAAGAGCAGUAGUAGGACGAUUGUUGGAACGAGGUGAGGAGAGUGCUAGUUCGUAUACAUCAAGUGAUAAAACAAGUGACAACAGCCAGGAAGAGCAAGCCUCUGUAAGGCAAUCUGCAAGGAUUGCACAAUCCAGGUCAAGUACUCAAAGAAGCACACAAUCAAGCCCACCACGACAAAGGCAUCAAGUAAGAGCAUCAGCUACACCAACAACUUCCCGGAGAGCAGGCCCACAGAGUAGCUCAGCCCAAACAAGAUCAACUACUAGGCAAACUUCCAGAGCUCCGGCAACAGUUCCAAAUGUUGAGCCACCCAGACGAAAAGGUGUACCGAAGAAAAAUCCGUAUGCGAAUAUUUUGAGAGAAAUUAGGCACUUCCAACAGACUACAGGCCUGUUGAUUCCCAGAGCACCAUUUAGUCGACUAAUACGAGAGACGUUAUUGGCACACGGAGAUUUCAGGAUGACUUCGGUUGCCUUUGAUGCUAUCCAGGAAUCAGCAGAAUUAUAUUUAACUCACUUACUGGAAGAUGCAUACAGAUGCACCUUAUUCAGAGGUUGUGUUACAAUACAUCCAAAAGACAUUCAACUUGUGCGAUAUAUAAGGGGAUACAACGAUAUAGGGAAUCGUAUAUGAAAAAAAACAAUAAAUUGUUCAUAAGGAAAAAAAAUUUAAGUUUAGUAAAUAAAGUCUUGAGAUCCUUUUUAUCGUUAUUAAGUGUAUCUAUGUAUCUUAUUUUUAAUCAGGAUGUGAAUUCUUGGACAGUAAUAAAGUAGAUAUUAGCAGAA
This is a messenger RNA of Phlebotomus papatasi, 936 nucleotides long. RefSeq names its product histone H3-like centromeric protein A. The transcript has a single exon. The coding region runs from base 146 to 784 and encodes 212 amino acids. The record is from RefSeq and is a predicted model, not a curated record. Gene Ontology annotation, molecular function: DNA binding; protein heterodimerization activity; structural constituent of chromatin. NCBI's taxonomy places the organism in Eukaryota, Metazoa, Arthropoda, Insecta, Diptera, Psychodidae. Gene Ontology annotation, cellular component: nucleosome.